Molecule: messenger RNA, 1266 nt
Organism: [Torrubiella] hemipterigena
Lineage: Eukaryota; Fungi; Ascomycota; Sordariomycetes; Hypocreales; Clavicipitaceae
Source: the annotation of a GenBank genome assembly
CACACUUCAGCUCGCUCCUAAACCAGCAGCUCGUACAAGAUCGGGCAAUUUACUCAGUACCGCUUUCACAUAAUGAUAAUAGGGAUGAUCGGCACAUUAUAAAAAUGUCGCUAGCACAGGUACCGCCUCUUAUCUUCCCCGCGUCGGGUCUAUACCAAAGACCACUAGAAGCGAUGCAUCCAGCAAACAUCUUGGCUGGCGCUUAUGCCGCAUACAACACGUCCGUCGUGAUCCCCUUCUCCAACAAUAACGAAAACAAAGUCCCCUUUACCACAGACAUUCGCGUCAACAUUACCGUCAACGGCAGAGGCUAUCGCACGCCGAUUGUUGAUACUGGUACUUGUGGUCUGCUUCUCCCCGCCAGCAAGGUGACUGGAUAUGAAGAAGCCAAAGCGAGAAACGACCCCAGAGGCUGGGAAUACCUGUCUAGCAGCCAUAUCUUGUACUCUGGCUACUGGGUCUCGACAGAGAUCGUCUUCAACGCCGCGGUGCCCAAGGUGACCGCCACAGUCCCUGUGCUAGCCGUCGACUACAGAGUUACAUGUCAUACCUACAACAGCACCACCGACACGGACAAAUGCACAAAGGUCCAGGGCACUGCAACCUCUACUGCAAAGUCCGAGGCUACCACCGAGGUGCAGUACAUUGGGAUUGGCUUUGGCCGCCAGCACGAUGGCCAGCCACAGGGCAACCCAGACAAGAACGUCAUGCUCAACGUCAAAACUCUCGGCAACCAGAAUGUGACCGAUGCGACAUACCGAAACGGAUAUAUCAUCAGCAAAGAGGGCAUCACUGUCGGCCUUACAGCGGAAAAUACGAAGAAUAUGCAGUUUUCGCAGCUCACAAAGCGGAAAGGCCGCACCGACCCCAGAGAUUGGAACCAGGUGCAAGGCUGCUUUACUAUUGGCGACAACCCUUGCUCCCGCGGUGUACUCCUGGUAGAUACGGGUGUUGCGCAGAUGUAUAUGACGGUGCCGACAAGCAUCGAGCCCAACGUUACUAACCCGACCGAAAAACAUCUUGUGCCAGGUUCCAAGGUCCACGUUGCGGUUGGCGCAGAGGGCGAGCCUUUUAUUGCUACUUCGGAUUUUGUCGUCUCCCAAUCGACCACCACGGAGAAAGAGGGUGUUGAGCCCAACUAUGUCAAGGCCUCUAUGUCAGACACGAUUCCUCCCAAGGUGAAUACUGGCAGGCACUUUUUGAGAAAGUGGAAGAUUGCGUUUGACGCUGUGGAUGGUCGUUUUGGUGCGGUAGACAUAUAAGAUA